This is a messenger RNA of Pteropus alecto (black flying fox), 2445 nucleotides long. RefSeq names its product chondroadherin like (gene CHADL). Bases 1 to 2445 code for a protein of 814 amino acids. The transcript has 6 exons. Gene Ontology annotation, cellular component: plasma membrane. Gene Ontology annotation, molecular function: protein binding. The record is from RefSeq and is a predicted model, not a curated record. Lineage: Eukaryota; Metazoa; Chordata; Mammalia; Chiroptera; Pteropodidae.
AUGGGGUGGUCAGCAGAGGGCAAGACCGCGGUGCCCAUGCCGCCUGCAGGCGCGGAAGGGGGCUCCCGCCAGCAUCCAGACGCCGGCUUGUUCCUUGUGCUGCACUUCGAGGCCAGGCUGGUGGUGCGAGGUGGCAUGGAGGGGCCCCCGAGCAUCCCCUUGGUCCUGCUGCUUCCUCUGCCGCUGCUGCUGGGCCCAGCUUGGCACGCAGCCGCCCAGCGGUGCCCACAGACCUGCAUCUGUGACAACUCCAGGCGGCAUGUGUCCUGCAGACACCAGAACCUCAGCGAGGUGCCCGACGCCAUCCCCGAGGUCAGCAGGCUCACCCAGCGGCUGGACCUCCGGGGCAACGUGCUGAAGGUGAUCCCUCCAGCUACCUUCCAGGACCUGCCUUAUCUGACCCAUUUGGACCUGCGGCACUGCCAGGUGGAGCUGGUGGCCGAGGGUGCUUUCCGUGGUCUGGGCCGCCUGCUUCUCCUCAACUUGGCCUCCAACCGCCUGAGCGUGCUGCCCCAGGAGGCGCUGGACGGGCUGGGCUCACUGCAGCGGCUAGAGCUGGAGGGGAACAUGCUGGAGGAGCUGCGGCCAGGGACAUUUGGGGCACUGGGCGCACUGGCCACACUGAACCUGGCCCACAACGCCCUGGUCUACUUGCCUGCCAUGGCCUUCCAGGGGCUGCUGCGUACCCACUGGCUGCAGCUGUCCCAUAACGCCCUCAGCGUGCUGGCCCCGGAGGCGCUGGCUGGCCUGCCCGCCCUGCGCCGGCUCAGCCUGCACCACAACGAGCUGCAGGCCCUGCCCGGGCCGGCCUUGUCCCAGGCCAGCAGCCUGGCCCGUCUCGAGCUGGGCCACAACCCAUUCACCUACGCUGGCGAAGAGGACGGGCUGGCGCUGCCUGGCCUGCGGGAGCUGAUGCUGGACCACGGGGCCCUGCAGGCCCUGGAGCCCAGGGCCUUCGCCCACUGCCCACGCCUGCACACCCUGGACCUCCGCGGGAACCAGCUGGACACUCUGCUGCCGCUGCAGGGCCCAGGGCAGCUGCGCCGGCUGUGGCUGCAGGGGAACCCGCUGUGGUGUGGCUGCCAGGCCCGGCCGCUGCUCGAGUGGCUGGUGCGGGCACGUGUGCGCUCGGACGGUGUGUGCAGGGAGCCCCAGCGCCUGCGAGGCGAGGCCCUGGAUGGGCUGCGGCCCUCGGACCUGCGCUGCCCUGGAGACGGGGCCGAGGAGGAGGAAGAGGAGACGGCGGCCCCGCUCCCCCGCGCCCCUGCCGGCGCGCGGGAGGAGGAGGAUGGGGCCGCCCAGCCCUGCCCGCGCGCCUGCGCGUGCGUCUCGGAGUCCCGGCACAGCAGCUGUGAGAGCCAGGGCCUGCGGGCCGUGCCCCGCGGCUUCCCCAACGACACCCGGCUCCUGGACCUGAGGCACAACCACUUCCCCUCGGUGCCGCGAGCGGCCUUCCCAGGCCUGGGCCAGCUGGUGUCGCUGCACCUGCAGCACUGUAGCAUCGCGGAGCUGGAGGCUGGCGCCCUGGCGGGGCUGGGCAGCCUGCUCUAUCUCUACCUGUCUGACAACCAGCUCUCAGGCCUCAGUGCUGCCGCCCUGAAAGGGGCCCCCCGCCUCAGCUACCUGUACCUGGAGCGCAACCGCUUCCUGCAGGUGCCUGGGUCUGCCCUGCAUGUCUUGCCCAGCCUCUUCUCCCUGCACCUGCAGGACAACGCUGUGGACCACCUGGCACCUGGGGACCUGGCAGGCGUGCAGGCCUUGCGCUGGCUCUACCUGAGUGGGAACCGUAUCACACAAGUGUCUCCCGGGGCUCUGGGCCCAGCUCAGGAGCUGGAGAAGCUGCACCUCGACAGGAACCAGCUGCAAGAGGUGCCCACUGGGGCCUUGGUGGGGCUGCCUGCCCUGCUGGAGCUGCAGCUCUCGGGGAACCGGCUCAGGGCCCUGCGAGACGGGGCCUUCCAGCCCGUGGGCCGGUCGCUGCAGCACCUCUUCCUAAACAGCAGUGGACUGGAGCAGAUUUCUCCUGGGGCCUUCUUGGGCCUGGGGCCCCAGCUCCAGAGCCUACACCUGCAGAAGAACCAGCUGCAGGCCCUGCCCGCCCUGCCUGGCCUCAGCCAGCUGGAGCUGGUGGACCUCAGCGGCAAUCCCUUCCGCUGUGACUGCCAGCUGCUUCCACUUCACAGGUGGCUCACUGGGCUGAACCUACGCGUGGGGGCGACGUGCGCCAGCCCUCCGAGGGCCCGCGGCCAGCGGCUGAAGGCUGCAGCUGCUGUCUUUGAAGCCUGCCCGGGCUGGGCUGCCCGGAAGGCCAAGCGGACACCCGGGGCCAGGAGGACCCGCGUACAGGGAAGGCGGCGGAGAGACGAGGUGGGCCACGAGGCGGGCGCGGGGACCUUGGUGGGGCACGGGUUCCGAAGCUCCCGGGUAGCACUGACGUGUCCGUGA